Medioppia subpectinata is the source of this 2484-nucleotide messenger RNA. NCBI's taxonomy places the organism in Eukaryota, Metazoa, Arthropoda, Arachnida, Sarcoptiformes, Oppiidae. The record is from the annotation of a GenBank genome assembly.
AUGACAUCGCAAGAUGUGGCUCAAGACAAGCCAACACUACAGGCCUAUGAAAUCACACAUAUCUUGAAUCUCGCGUAUGGAGUGAACAACUGCUUCGAAGAUGACUACAAUUACAAGAAGAUUGAGAUCCUUGACGUCCCGGAGACCGACAUUAAAACGUAUUUCGAAGAAUGCUUUGAAUUCAUCGAUGAGGGCAGACAUUACGGCAAUUGUUUGGUUCACUGCAACGCCGGUGUCUCCAGAAGUACAGCCAUUUGUACCGCUUAUCUGAUGACCAAAGAGAAAAUGACUUUUACCGACGCUCUCAAUGCUAUACGAGAAGCGCGUCCAUUCUCUAAACCAAACGAUGGUUUUAUGAGACAAUUACAAGAAUAUAACGACGAGAUUAGAGGUAAUAUUAUGACAAUUAAUAUACGAGAAGCGCGUCCAUUCUCUAAACCAAACGAUGGGGGUUCGAGUGUGAAAAAUAAGUUAAAGCAAUUCGGGGCCACUUUGAACGCUCACUUCGAGCAAAGGGCCAAAUAUAUCAGUCCAAUCAAAUUGCCACUUAAGAAGAGGUCCGACAGUAUUGUUCCCAAUAAUACGAAAGGCCCGCCUCCACCACCGCUACCCAACAAUGUAAAGGCACCGCCGCCUCCGCCUCUGCCUAACAAUGUUAGGGCACCGCCGCCUCCGCCAAUGCCCAACAAUUUCAAGACACCUCCGCCUCCGUCCGAACCCAAUAGGAAAUGGAAAUCAGAGGCAAAUAAACCCAUUGAAGCGCCGAAGAAGUUAAUAAUAAACAAAGAAAUGAAUAAUAGAGUGAAUGACCCGAAUAAGAGUCCAUCGGUGGACGAAACGCCAAUAUCUGUGAAGGCUUUCAGACAGAACUUCGAGUCGAACAAUAAGAUUGAACCGAAAGUACAAAAACCCGUCAAUAAUACUAAGACUAACGCUAUUACUAAUAACGCUUGGAAUCGAUCGCAAACACAGACACCGAUCGCCACUCCAGCGCCUGAAGAGAGGAAAAAGAUAUUAAUUAAACAGAAAUCCAAAGAAGCGCCGGACGAUCAGCCAAAACGCCGGUCGACCAAAGAUCUGGUCGAUGCCAUCGAGAAGGCCAACACUUCCCCAUCGGCAGCACAGUUGCCAUACACUCAACGAAGACGACAGACAACACAAUUAGUUAAUAAUUUAGUGGAGAAUAAUGUGCCGAAUACUACACAACCGGUUCGUCGGCGAAACUAUGCGACUCCUAAAGAGUCCGGUGGUAGUUAUGGUGCGCCCACACCUCCCCCUCCACCACAGCCUCAACAGCAACCGAUGCCGCGAACCAUAAAAAUAUUUAAGAAUUCGUCUGCGAGUCCAUCGCCGGCCGCGUCUUCGCCUCUGAGCUCAACUCGCAAUUCGCCUCAACCGCCGGUCAGUCACAGUCCAUCGCCGGUGCCUUACGGGCCGCCCGACGGCGAGCCAUCAAAGAUGGUGUUCGGAAGGGUUCGUCCGCCGCGACUAUCAUUGACGGGACGCACUCUAUCGCAGGCCUCCAAGACAUUACAGGACGUGAGUAACAAAGUUGCCAAUAAUGAUAGCACUACCACUUCGGCAUCUAAUUCCCGCUCUGAAUCUCCCGUAUCAGCUGUUGGCCACACUAGAAAUGCCAAAACCACAGAUCAGCCAAAGGGCGCACCACACGACCCAUCAGCUAAAGCCAUACAAUCGACUGCAACAGCCAAUGCCAAUGCAAAUGCCAAACCAGUAUCAGAUGGUUUGGCGAAUCAACGGACAACAAAUACACCGUUAAACUCAAAUCACAACAAAUUUACAAAUAAUAAUAAGUUUAAGAAGAGUUGUUCUCCGAGUUCUUCAUCUGAUGACCAAUCGUCUGACGAAGAACUAAAUGAGAAGAAAAUUGAACCAAAAAUGAUUUCAACGCUUACAAUGCAAUUAAAGCCAAACAAUAUUCACAAUAAUAACAAUAAAACCAUUAAUAAUACAAUUAAUGGAAGUAAUAACGAGCCGCCGAAGAAUGACUUACCCCUAACAGAACCAGCACUGGAUAAUCGGUAUAACAGUAAAAGAGUUCCUUUAGGCAAGACUUGCGGUCAACAGUCGUUCGAGAAGAACAAGACUGGACUCAACCGGUCGUCAAGCGCUGCGAUAUUGAAGUUAAUCCGGUCUAACACUAAGGCAGACGUCGGUCUCGACCGACUCGAAGAGGACGACGAGAUCGACGCUCUUAUCUGUGAGCUCGAGAAGGAAGGCGUCGAUAAUAUCGAUUGGGAUGAACUCAAUGUCGACGUCAAAGAAGUGAAGGAUAUCAUCGAUAAGGAGAAGACCGACGAAACCAGUGAUGAAGAGUCGUCUUCGAGUGAUGACGACACCAGCGAUGACGACGACGAAGCCGUUCACAUGAUUAUCAAUAGACAGGCGCCACAAGAGUCGGAACAGUCGGACGAAGAGUUUGAAGUGAUAGACGACGACGAGGACGACGAAGACUCCAAAUGA